GGAUACGUGGAGAUUUUAAUCAAGUACAAGUGAAUGACGAUAUAUGUGCACGAAUAGAUAGGUUUGAAUCGUUUAUUUUUUUAAACGUAGAGCGGACUAUCUGACUUGGCGGAAUCUUUUGUGAGGCGUUCUUCGCGCUUUCCUUUUUGAGAAAGUGCUCGGAGUUUUGGAAAUAGAGGAGGAGGGUGAGCCUAACUGAGCCGGGGUUUACGGGUCUUGGGGGCAGCAUCAGUUUGUAAGGUUUGUAUCGGUUAUUUCCUGGACUCCGCAAUCUGUCAUUUGGCCCGGUUUGUUUACAUUUACUGGCCCGGACGUGUAUGCGCUUUAACAGCCCCUCCACGGUUCGACACGCUCCAGCUUCUCUGGCUGGCGUUCAGAGACUCGCUUCUGUGAAUAUAAUGUUACCCAGCCAGGUCGGAUCGGCACCAUCUGGAAACGGGUCGGCAUCGGGCAGGACUGCUACGGGACACGGGCCGGGGAUUCGUCCCGUUUUGGUCCGAACGGGUCAAGCUUUACCGGGGGUCGGUGAGAGCGGCGGAGCUGCGGGGCGACAGGGGGAGAGAGAGGCUGCCGGGAUGCUGGGGGCAAACGGGCCAGGGGGUUCUAGAGGGGCGAGACCGGGGAACGGGGCCGGGUUGAACCCCCUGCAGACUGCCGUCCAAGGAGGCAUUGUGGGGUUAAACCCCGGGGUGGUGAUGCCCCAUGGAGCCCGCUUCGACCCGGACCGGGAUAAUGCUCCUCUAUGCAGCGGCUCGGAUAAUGAUUCGGACUCUGGAGACGAGGAUGACCCGGUGGGUUCACUCGGGGACAGCAGGAGAGGGGUGAAGCGGGAGAGGGGGGAGAUGGAAGGGGCGGCGGCGGGACAGGAGCUGGGAGUACCCCCCGGAGGGUACGGCAUGGUGCCUGGAGGAGUUGCCGGAGCAAAGCCGGGGAAGAAGACACGUGGGCGGGUAAAAAUAAAGAUGGAAUUUAUCGAUAACAAGUUGAGACGCUACACCACGUUCAGCAAGAGGAAGACGGGCAUUAUGAAAAAGGCCUAUGAACUCUCAACCCUGACGGGAACCCAGGUUCUGCUGCUGGUGGCCAGUGAAACGGGUCAUGUCUAUACUUUCGCCACCCGGAAACUCCAGCCUAUGAUCACAAGCGAAACGGGCAAAGCCCUGAUCCAGACAUGCCUUAACUCGCCGGACUCUCCGCCGCGCUCCGACCCCUCCAUGGACCAGCGCAUGAGCGCCACGGGCUUCGAGGAGACAGACCUCACCUACCAGGUGUCGGAGUCGGAGAGCAUGGGCGACACGAAGGACACACUGAAGCCAACGUUCACCGUAGCCAAUCUACCGGGCACAACGAGCAGCGCCCAGUCCACGGUACCCACCACCUCCACCACCAUGCAGGUGAGCACUGGUGCGUCGUUUCCCAUCACCAACUACCUGGCGCCCGUCUCGACCAGCAGCAACAUCAGCGCUAAUGGAACUGUCCUCAAGACGGCUGGCGCCUCGACGGGAGUCAUGCAGCUUCCCAGUGGCUUCACCUUCAUGUCCGCAGGCACUCCUCUCCCCCCCAGCACCCCCACCAUUCCUCUGAGCCAGCUGCAGCAGCACUUUCUGGCCCUCCAGGGGCAGCAUGGUCAGACCCUGGCCGCCGCCCCACAGCCACAGCAGGGACAGCAGGCUGUCCUCCGCUUCCCUGCUGCUGUCUCCCUCACAGGUGCAGGCGUUCCUCAGCAGCUCCAGGCCAUCCAGGUCCAUCCCAACACACAGCCCACCUCCAACAGCGACAGCAGCCCCGAGAUCUCUCACACCUCCACCAACUCCACCGCAACGGUGAGUCUCCCGGCAACCAUCGUCACUUCGUCAGUGCCAACGUCUGUGCCGGGCCACAUGAUGUACCCCAGCCCUCACACGGUGAUGUACGCCUCCACGCCGGCGCUGGCCGACGGGGGGCUGGCCGUGCUCAACGCCUUCUCCCAGGGAGCCCCGACCAUGCAGGUGUCCCACGCGCACAGCCAAGACACAGGUGCCGUCCCUCAGGUGUUCCUCACAGCACCUCCCGGCACGGUGCAGAUCCCUGUCUCAACAGUGCAGCUACACCCAGUACGGCAAGAUCUGCAUUUCACAAAUGGUGAUUGGCCAGCAGUCGAGCGGCAGCAGCAGCAGCAGUAACCUGACGGAGCUCCAGGUGGUCAAUCUGGACGCGACACAGAGCACAAAGGGCGACUGACGGACGGCUGGAGCUGUUUAACAUGGCAGACACACACACAUAUAUAUACACACACACACGCACACACACAGACACACACAUCUAUUUAUUGAUGCCUUCCUUUGAAAUUUACCAUCACUUUUCUGAAUGUGAUUUAUCAGUACAUAUCUAUAAACACAAUGAAGGGCAUAUGUGUGGCAGGCCCUUAAACAAUAUGAAGUAUGUUUUUGGUAUAUAAAUAUAUAUAUAUAUAUUUGCAAAUACAUAGGAGAUAUAUCACUAUAUUAUAAUUGGAGCCUAUUUUCUAUGCUGUUAGAUGGUGUUAUUUUUAGCGUGAGCUUUGUUUCCUUUUGACAAAAUGUAAUGACACACACGGACUGCAAGGUGCCACCAGCUUCACACCAGCCAAAGAGACAUUUGUUUGUCUGAAUGUUCCUGUGUGAGCCAUCCGUGCACAAGCAUGUGUGUGUGUGUGUGCGCGUGUGUGUGUGUGUGCAUACACACAUCUGGGGUUUUGUAAAACGGGGUGUAGGGAGGACAGAGACUUGCUUUCUGGCUUAAAACAAAACGGGGGGGGGGAAAAAAAAAACAUUUGGAAAUGUAAAUAGUUUAUAAAACAAAUGAACAGUUGUAUUUUUAGCUCGGUUCAGUUUGUGCAGCGGCAUGUAACGUUUUUUUGUUUUUUUUACAUAGUGGGUUCUGUAGGUAGAAGUUGAGUUAUUUACAUGGAUGUGUAAAUGAAUGCACCAUCGUUCACUACAAGAUGGAGAAAGAAAGCUGUUAUCUACAACUUUCUGCGCUUUUGUUUUUGUUUAUGCUGUUUUUUUUGUGUUUGUUUUGAAGGAAUUUCCAGAUCAUGUAACUUUGUCAGUGAAAGCACAACACCUUUAUAAUUUACUGCUGUUGUAUUCUUUACUUUGGUAGAGAAGAUUUCAGUACUGUACCCUCUAUUAGACGUGACAAUCGGAUUGAAAUAUUUCCUAUCAAAAAUUUUAGUUUAAUGUUCAUGAACUGACGUUUAUCCUUGGUAAAAUGAGUAAAAAGCCUUAAAAUGAUUUGAAAAAUUCAUGUUGACCUUAAGUUUUGGAUAAUUAAUUAUGCAGAAAAACCCAAUAAUCACCCAGUUUGAGUUUUAUAGUAGCUCCCACGAGAUUAUAAUUAAAAUGUUGAGUUUUUCAAACAAUCCCAGAUAUCAUCAUGGGGAGAAAACGGCUUUCUGGUUAAACUAGAUAAAGUCUUGCUUGUUUCAUUUUUAAUUGUGUUAACAUUUUAUUAUUAUUGCUCUGACUGUAAAGAUCUAAAAAAAAAACUUGUAACUAUUUUUCUUCACUUAGUUUAAAGUCAAGAGUGUCGCAACAUAUUUAUACCCCAAGAAUAUAGCAAAAAAAUUAAAAGUUCCCAAAUGAAGCUAAAAACUAUCCUGUAUCCCUAAUGGGAUGCUGGUACUUAAUUAAAUAUUUCCCUCCCAACUACUGAGAUGAAUUUAACAUUUUCCAGUGAUGCUGCAAUGAAAGACGAGUUUCUUUUAAGGCUUUAUACUGAUCUUUACCAGGGAUGCUGUAUAAAUACAACUAAUACAGACCAAGUAGAUCCAUUUCCAGAUGCUACUCUAGUUGCCUUGAUCCACCUGUGGGUGAAGUUUAAAGCUGGCGGGAAAGAGAACGCUUUUCUGCGUGAGAACAAGGAUGUGAUUGUUGGGGAUUGUGUCCUGAGGUGCUUUAAAAUGUUAAGAUUACUGACCGAGUCCGAGUUGCAAGACCAGACUUGCGUCCUGUUUUUGCACCAUAGUGCCUGUGAUCCAAAGGCAGAUUUUGAAAGCAAAGUAAUGCAAGGCUGUAGGAUAUUUCUCUCACACGGCUUUUGGACCCGCCGCCCUGUUUUGUGCUUCUCCCUGCGAGGGGUUUUGCUCGUUGUUGACUCGUUUCUCCAGAACUGGUGGGAUGACGGAACAUGACGAAGGAAACCCGACUGUCGAUCAUUAGAGACAAGUUGCAGACAUUCACUUCUGUACUCUGGUACUCAUUAGGAAAUGUUUAUUUCAUUUUAUUUUUUUAAAUUGAGCAGUUUGUGUUUUUCACCUCGUCGUUGAAAGAAAUGAUUGUGUAUUUUUGUUGUAUUGUACAGAUAUUUUGUAAUAAAAACAAGAUGAAAUGCAAACUGUCGGAAAAAUGAUCACAUCUGCUGAGAAGCAAACAAUUUUUUUUUUUUUUAUCAGGACAGAGAAUGUUAAACAAAAUCAUGCUGUUUUUGAACAGACCCAAAUAAAAAGUAUAACCAUCAGUUAGCUGAUGACUAAAUGAACUUCCUGUUCUACAGCUAUUGGUAGGAAAAACCAUGUUAAUGUGUAAAAUGACUGGCAGUGAAAUGAGACCUGCCCCACUUUUUGAUAAAAACCAGACAUGAUGCAGUGAUUGGUGUCCUGUACAUCUUCACACAUCAAGAAAAGAGCCUACAUCAGCAAAACCUACAGGGGCAUCUCAGUACAUUUAGAAUAUCUACAUAUUUGACAAUUCAAAAGCUGAUUUUUUUUUUUUUCCUCCAGAAAAUUUUAAAUAUUAAAUAAAAAAUGUGGAAGAAAUGUUAAAAGCAAAAACGGUUUUUAAUAAAGAAAUCUAUAAUGAAAAAAUCUGGAAAUUUAGAAGUUUGGAAGGAAAAGUGUAGAAAUCUUAAAGCCACAAAAGGUAAUUAUUAAAUAAAAAGUGAAAUAGAAAUAAACUCAGAAUAAUUUUAUGGCAAUUACAUGUUAAGUGGAAGGAAAAAUGUGGUAGAAAAAUUCUUACGCAAAAAGCUAAGGAAUAAAAAAAAAAA
This is a messenger RNA of Poecilia reticulata (guppy), 5007 nucleotides long. RefSeq names its product serum response factor b (gene srfb). Gene Ontology annotation, biological process: positive regulation of transcription by RNA polymerase II. Lineage: Eukaryota; Metazoa; Chordata; Actinopteri; Cyprinodontiformes; Poeciliidae. Gene Ontology annotation, molecular function: cis-regulatory region sequence-specific DNA binding; DNA-binding transcription factor activity, RNA polymerase II-specific; protein dimerization activity. The record is from RefSeq and is a predicted model, not a curated record.